Molecule: messenger RNA, 2688 nt
Organism: Balaenoptera acutorostrata (minke whale)
Lineage: Eukaryota; Metazoa; Chordata; Mammalia; Artiodactyla; Balaenopteridae
Gene: DHRS9
Product: dehydrogenase/reductase 9
Exons: 5
Coding region: 262-1221 (319 amino acids)
Source: RefSeq, a predicted model, not a curated record
GAGGGUGACUCACAGAGCGAGGAGGGAACCUGAGGACUCGUCACACAUUUAAGUACUUUGAGUCUGACAGGAGCCCAGGCACCUCCACCUUAAGAGGAUCUUCGACGUCAGGGUGACACAACCCUUCUUUCCCCAGCACAGCGGGCAGAUCGGGCAGAUCACAAGCAGUCCACACCAGCUUCUGUGUCCCCGUUCAUCUUAAGGACGCUAUCUUCUUUUACUGUUCAAGAAAGAAGUGGCUCUGUCAUACACAGGGGGAAAAUGCUCUUUUGGGUGUUAGCCCUCCUGAUCUUUUGUGGUUUUCUAUGGAAUUAUAAAGGACAGCUAAAGAUCACAGACAUCACUGAUAAGUACAUUUUCAUCACUGGGUGUGACACUGGCUUUGGAAACUUGGCAGCCAGAACUUUUGAUAAAAAAGGAUUUCGUGUAAUUGCUGCCUGUCUGACUGAAUCAGGAUCAACAGCUUUAAAGGAAGAAACCUCAGAGAGGCUUCAUACUGUGCUUCUGGAUGUAACUGACCCAGAAAGUGUCAAGAGGACAGCCCAGUGGGUGAAAAACCAAGCGGGGAAGAAAGGCCUCUGGGGUCUGAUCAACAACGCUGGCGUUCUCGGCGUGCUGGCGCCCACCGACUGGCUGACAGUGGAGGACUACAGAGAACCUAUUGAAGUGAACCUGUUUGGACUCAUCAGUGUCACGUUAAACAUGCUUCCCUUGGUCAAAAAAGCUCGAGGGAGGGUUAUCAACGUCUCCAGCAUUGGGGGUCGGAUUGCAUUCAGUGGAGGGGGCUACGCUCCAUCCAAAUAUGCAGUAGAAGCCUUCAAUGACAGCUUAAGGCGGGACAUGAAAGCUUUUGACGUGCACGUCGCAUGCAUUGAACCAGGAUUGUUCAAAACAGAUUUGUCAGAUCCAGUAAAGACCACCGAAAGAAGAUUCACCAUUUGGAAGCAUCUGUCUCCAGACAUCAAACAACAAUAUGGAGAAGGCUACAUCGAAAAAAGUCUAGACAAGCUGAAAGGCACUACAUCCUUUGUGAACAUGGACCUUUCCCUGGUGGUGGAAUGCAUGGACCACGCUCUCACAAGUCUCUUCCCUAAAACCCAUUAUGCUGCGGGAAAAGAUGCCAAAACUUUCUGGAUUCCUCUGUCUCACAUGCCAGCAGUUUUGCAAGACUUUUUAUUGUUGAAACAGAAAGUAGAGCUGGCUAAUCCCAAGGCAGUGUGACUCAGCUGACCACAAAUGCCUGCCCCAGGCUAUGAGAUUGGCUGAUUCCAAGGACACAUCUCCUUCUCCAUCUCAUUCUUUACCUAAUCCAACCUGGACUCAUUAAGAUGAUGCUUCUUUUGGUAAAAGAAGAGAUCCCACCGUCAGUGAUGAUGUCCCAGGGUCCCUUCUCAAACUUUAUUUGAAAAGAUGGGCAGGUAUACACCUGCCCAACAUUUAGGCUUUGCCUGCUUGGUACGAUGUAAGGAAAAUGGGAAGGCUUUCCCAUCCAAAAUGAUCUCCACCCGUUGCCUGCCCCAUGCUUCUGGUCCACAGCACUUAAAAGUAACUCCUGGGGCUUCCCUGGUGGCGCAGUGGUUGAGAAUCUGCCUGCCAAUGCAGGGGACACGGGUUCGAGCCCUGGUCUGGGAAGAUCCCACAUGCCGCGGAGCAACUGGGCCCGCGAGCCACAAUUACUGAGCCUGCGCGUCUGGAGCCUGUGCUCCGCAACAAGAGAGGCCGCGAUAGUGAGAGGCCCGCGCACCGAGAUGAGGAGUGGCCCCCGCUCUCAGCAACUAGAGAAAGCCGUCAGACAGAAACGAAGACCCAACACAGCCAUAAAUAAAUAAAUAAAUAAAUUUUUAAAAAAAAGUAACUCCUGAAUGUUAAAUAUUUGUCCCUUACCAAAACAUUGAGAGAUAAGUAGAAUACUUUCAUAAGUGGAUUAGGUGUGUUAUCUUGCUGAGAGUAAGAUUAAGAAUAAGGAUUAGAACUCAGUUCUUUGAGCUUUGAUGGGGCCAAGAAAAGGAAGGGUAAUGAAGCAUUAUGGAACUGCUAUAAGCUAAGGGGCAGCAGAAAAAUACUAGGUAAGACUACAAGUAGGAGGGAAGGAAAAGGAGAAAAGGAAUAGGAGGACUGAAAAAAAGAAACAAGUGUAAAAGUAGAGGUAGGGAGAUUCCAACACAAGCCUGCCUAUCCUAGAGGGAACUACAGAGGACGGACAGCUUCUUCAAGGCCACUGUGAACAUUAAUGCCCAUACAGCUCUCUGUGGAAAGAUGGUAACAACAGAGGAACCAGUCAUUCCAAAAGAAGAAAAAAUGUAGAGCAUGUGUGUUUAUUCCGGUUUAUUGUAAAUAUAACAAGACAUAGACUGUCUGAUACAAUUACAUCUGAGAUGGUUGGAAAUCCAAUAUUUGAGGGUUCUCUGAAGCCCCAUGAAAAUACAGAGCUAAAUUCAAAGACUCUCUUUCACCUACAGUUACAGUGAGAGCAGGUCUGCUCCUGGCUCAUAUCAUGGUUCUAAAUUGGGUUGACUCUGGACACACCCCCCAUCCAAAACAAACAGCUACCUAAACGGAUGCUUGCCCAAACCCCAGCGCCCAGCCCAGUAUCACUCACAGAGGUUGGCUGAAUAUUUACACGAAAAGCCUGAACUGUCAAAAUUUAACAUUUGUUGCAGAUUAAUGUAGGGUGAAACAGCGGGAGAA